UUUCGCGGAAUCCCCUUCCCACAUUUUCUUGCUCCUUUUCUCGAAAAGCUUUCCUUGUGCCUAUGAAACUCCCUCGUCACUCAACACUCUAUGGACCAUGGAAACCGCCACGGAACCACCGCCCGAUCCCCACACCGACGGCCCUGAUCCUCCGACUCCCGCUCUCGCCGCCGCCGCCGACGACGACUCCGACCAUGGCCUCCUCCUCUCCUCCGAGCUCGAGUCCGCCCGCGAAUCGCUCCAGCACCUCCAAUCGAAGUCGGCGGCCAUGGAGGAGGACUUGGCUCUCGUCCGGCGGCAGCGAGACGAAGCGAUCGGCCGAACCGCGAGCUUGAGAGAGGCCGUGGAUGGCUUGUCGAGCGAGAGAGACUCGCUCCGCGGGAGGAUUAAGGAGCUGGAGGAUUCGGCCGCGGAGAGGGAAGAGGAGUCCGUGGCGAGGUUUGAAGAGGAGUUGAGGGAGAGAGAAGGGCUUAGGAUCGAGAUUGAAGUGUACAGGGAGAAGUUUCACGGAUUGGAGGCGGAGAGGGAGAAGCAAAAGGAGUUUCUGCUGAGAAUCGCGGAUUCGGUAAAGGCGGUGAAGGAGAGCUUGGCAAGGAUAAUAGAGAGUCUGGAUGAUGAGGAGGUCGUCGAGAGAGACGAAGAUGAAAGCCCAGAUACGGGAGAAGAACUAGACCGAGAAUCGAGAUCGGUGUCGGAAGAAAUAUCCGAAAUUACAAGGCUUGUUGAUGUGGCAAGAUCAAAAGUCAAUGAUUAUAAGGAAACGAAGAAAAAGGAGAGAAAGCAAUUGGAGAACAGCGUGGUGAGUUUGACGGAGGAAAACCGCGAUAUCAGUAGCCUGUUGAGGGUUGCUCUCGUCGAGAAGGAGGCUGUGGAGAGGAGUCUGAAUAAGUUGAGAGGGGGUAAUGAGCAGAAGAGGGUGGCACUGUUGCAAUUUGCCGAACGUGGGUUACGGGGUGUUGGGUUCGGGUUUAUGAUGGGAAGUGGGAAUCCCGAGCAACCAAUGGAGAGCUCGGGCGCAUCUAGUACCGGGAGUAAGUCAGAUGGUAGCGACUGCGAGGAGGAAGUUGUUAGUCUGGCUUCAACUGUAGAGAGAAUAAUGAAGAAUUUGAGGCAAGAAAUCACUCAGUUGAGGAAAUCUUUAGAGGAAUCAAGGUCAGAUACCGAGCGUCUACAGAGCCUUACAAACAAACAAGCUCAGGAAAUUGCCGAAAACACACUGUACAUAAAAGAAUUGGAAGAAAGAGAGAGGCUAUUAGCUCAAAAUGUUGAGGAGUUAUUGAACGAAAUUAAAGAAACUGAAGUAGAGGUUGCCAGAUGGAGAGAAGCUUGUGAGUUGGAAGUGGUAGCAGGGAAGAAUGAAAUUGAAGAACGUGAUAAAGUGGUCAUCAUUCUGAAGCAAGAAUUGGAGAAGACCAAGGCAGCUUUGGACAUAUCAAAUGGGAAGCUAAAACUGAAAGAAGACCUUGCAGCCGCUGCAAUGGCUGCGCAGGAGGCGGCAGAAAGGUCGCUUCAGCUGGCUGAUAGCAGGGCGGCAGGGCUCCGGGAGCGGAUAGAAGCGCUGACGAGACAGCUAGAAGAGGUGGAUGGCAAGGAAAAGAAGGGCCGGCAAAGGGUUAGACGUAUAUGUUGGCCGUGGCGAAUCUUUAAGAUGAACCCUGCCGUCCCUAACGUAAGGAGGAUGCUCCCGGAAAUGCAAGCCUUGCUUCAUUCUGGCGCUUAAUCAGUAGCUGUUUCCCAUUGAUCCGGAUCACAGUCUCUACCAGGGAACUACACCUACCAUGAAGAGUUCCCCGGGCGCCUAAACCCCGGCUUCUUCUCUUUCACCAGCGAAGCGAUAGCUACACGAGUUUGCUAUUCAUUGGUUUAUUUUCCUUACAUUUCUCCCCUGUACCUAGAAUUUUUUUAUAGCACUACCACUAACCAACAGUACGGAUAGCACACGACACUGUUUUUAUGGGAUUCAUGAAGAAAGCUUUCGUGGUA
Molecule: messenger RNA, 1983 nt
Organism: Syzygium oleosum
Lineage: Eukaryota; Viridiplantae; Streptophyta; Magnoliopsida; Myrtales; Myrtaceae
Exons: 5
Coding region: 98-1720 (540 amino acids)
Source: RefSeq, a predicted model, not a curated record